AUGCUUUCGUCUGCUAGCACCUCGUGUCAAUCGCGGUUCGCAUUGUGAAGAGUGGAUAUGUUCACGUGGUUCAUAAGAAGCCUUGCAAUUUAAUGAACGAAUGUCAUAAAUGCUUUAAACUUAUUGUCAACUAAUAGCCAUCCAUCAUGGUGAAAACUAAGCCAACUAAACACAAGGACGAAAAUACUUUCAAGUUCAAAACCUUUGCUGAGCGGCUCUCUUCUGUGAACGUUGAUGUCAUUCACCGAAUUAACCUCAAAAGGAAUGCUAUUCCAGAUGAGACAGAGACCUUCUUUUACGAGGCAUUGGAGAAAUGGGCAGACCUUAACUGCACAGAAGGCUUUACCAUCUUUUGUAGGAGGCUUGGGAGAGACAUUCAAAGCUUGGGUCAACUGCUUCUACAUGAAGAAAAAGUUAUAAACUUGCUUUUGGAGCACAUUGACAAAGAAAAUCAGCUAUUUUUGGAGCCCAUACUAGAAUUGGUGGUUGCUGUUGCAAAGGAUCUGCAGUCAGAUUUUUACCCAAAGUUCCCAGAGUUUUUCCUUAAGUUAGUUGGCCUUCUUCAAACAAGAGACCCUGAUAUAACUGAAUGGACUUUUACUACCUUAGCUUAUUUAUACAAAAACUUGUGGCGGUUGUUAGUUAAAGACAUUGACAAUGUGUAUGGACUUCUUCUUCCCCUCCUGGCAUCCACACAACCAGAUCAUGUUCAACAGUUUGCCACAGAAAGCUUUGCAUUUAUUGGACGGAAAGUUGGAGACCACACUGGUUUUGUGGAAUUGAUUUUCAGAAAGCUAAGGGAAAAUGCAGGAGACAGUCAGGGAGUGGGCCAGCUUUUGUUCCAAAUUGUCAAGGGCGUCAAGAAUCAGUUCCACACUUCACUGGAAAUUUUUCUGCCCAUUUACUUGAAAUCUAUCAGCUGCAUUAAAGAAAAUGUUUCUGAUGAUCCAGUCUUCAAUGCUGUAAAUCUUUGCUUUAUCCUGAUGGCAAGGCACACCUCCCAGUUGCAUUGUGCUAGAGUCUGGAACAUUCUGCUGGAAGCCAUCAAGUCAUCAAACAGACCAGGAAUUUUAGGAUUACUACUUCUGUUUCAACAGUGGGUGGAAUUCAAGGAGGGUGAACUUGUCACGGACUCGCUUACGCUAUCAAAAACACUCGCCUCUCUUUUAAGUGAAGAAGGCUUGGAAGGAGAUGAGCAAAAAAGCGUGUCGGCGACGGUUGCCGCACUCAUGCAAUCGGCCAAAGUCAGAUUGCCGAUUGAACAAACAUCGAAACUUGGUCAAUUGGCCUACACUUACCACUGGAAACCUGAUACUGUCCUGGAUUUUACUCUACAAGUGUCUUCUCACGGAUUUUUUGAAUCCCAUGUGCUCCCACAUUACAUCUCGUAUUGCCAUGCCCUUUGCAAGAAAGAUCAGGGCACACGUUCGCUCAUGUUGAAAAAUCUGGCAAGUCUCGUCUCCAUUAAAGGCUCACUUCCUAAAAGCGGAUAUGAUAUGAGCAACUUCAAAAUCUAUCCCCUCGAAUUCACCUUCGCAAUGAGAAAAGCAUCGGACGCCAAAAGUGUUCCUGAUCUCGUCCAGUCAAUUCUAGAGAGUAAAGUGGAAAAAAUGGUGAACGAAGAUUUUCAAACGUACAUAAAUGCGCUUGUUUGUCUGCCUAAUCUCCGACCCAUGGAUUCCGCGAAAGCUACAAGAAUCCUAACGAAAAUAAUCAAAGAGGUUGCGAAUAUAGUGGAAGCAAAUCCUGAAGAACCACAAACGAAACGUGCCAAAGUUACCUGCCUAGUGGAUUAUUCCGAAAGACUGGGACUGGUAUUGAGUCUUGCCAUCUUAGGUGUUCGACAUUUUUCGUCGGACCUAGAAAAAGAUGUCCCCUGGACGAUGAUCCGAUCGGCAUUCCUCAAUGAUACCAUGUCCACUAGCAUAUUUUAUCUACGUGCAGCAGAUUUUUAUCUGACAAGUCUUCACGAAAUAGAUAAUCAAAACACGUUCUCAUUGGAAGUCCUCUGUGAGAUCUAUGAUGUAAUUGGACAAAAUCUUGGAUCUCCCUAUCACGAGGUUAGAUUGCUGACUCUUCACAUAUUGUCGCUUUUUUCGCCGCCAAUGCCGGCCCCACCAGAAAAUGUGAAUCCAACACCGAUUUUCCAAAUUUGUCUGAAUGCGGAGCUGAUUCCUGCGGGUGUCCGUGAGCAAAGAGAGAAAUUAGUACAUCUGCAAAAUCUAGAAGCUGAACGUGUAAUUCACAGUCUUCCCGUUGGUGGGCACUUUGCAAAAGCUCCCUUGCAAUAUUUGCUAAGUCAACUUUACAUCAACUUCCGACCAUUGUGGGAACCGGUCCUCAAGCUCAUCGAGUCACAUGCUUUCAGCAUGGAAUCGUCCAAGUUUUGGUCAGUAUACCUGCCUUUCUUGGAAAACGUUCGCCUAUGCGAAGCAGAAGAAAUUCGUGAUCCGUCGGCAGAAAUGGAAUACUUGAAACUAACAGUCGAUGUCGAGCGGAUUGAUUUUACCAACACCCGUUCUUUAGCGUGGUCUGGACUCUCGCGAAUCGGAAGCGUAACUGAAAAAGAGCACAACGUCAUCGUCCCUUUGUUUCUAAAUUUUUGGAACACUGAAUAUUGUGUCAAUGACGGAAACAUCGCACAGACGCAAAACCUUACCACUGAUGUCAAGGUGGAAUCAACAAAGGGAGAAAAAGGAAACAUAAUGAAACUGUUGUCUUCCUAUCUCUCGGUUUUGGCGUCUUUUCAGCAACCUCAAAAAAUGACACGUGAGCCCGAAGUGACGAAAAUUUUGCUCCGUCUCCUUUCCCAUCGUUUCGGUGACAUCCAAAAACAAGCUCUCGAUUGCCUGAUGGCAUAUGGAUACCCGUACUUAACGCCCUACAAGGAAAAUUUAUAUCGCCUGCUUGAUGACAAGUCAUUUCGUACUGAAAUCACAGCUUUUUCGAUCGAUACUCUCAGUUCAUCCAUCAAGCUGGAACAUCGAGCGGGUUUGACAUCGAUUCUUAUCAGAAUACUGUAUGGAAAAAUGAUGUUCAAGGCGGGGUCUGGAUCGUCUGGUAAAGAUAAUAUCCAGUUUCGACAAGCUGUCAUUCUUCGCUACAUUGCUGGUCUUGCCGAUUCGGAAAUCGAUGUCUUUCUUGACUUGGCGUUUCAACUAUUCAGCGACUUUACAAAAACCGAAGGUAUCGAUCAGCAUGUAGUGCGAAUGAUGCGGGAAGCUGACCCAAAACUUGCGCUACCUCUCAAGAGAAUCCAAGGAGCGUUGGUCCUUAUGGGUACCAUUUUCUCCAAACUUGGAAAUAUUAUGAAAUCUACAUUGCCAAAACUUCUACACAUGCUCUUGAAUAUCAGUGCCCAUGUUAUGGGUUUGCUUGCUAAACGAAACGAAGUAGAACCGAAGCACAUUGGCCAGUUAAAGAACUUGCGAACAAUUGGCUGGCAACGAAUCACACAGUUCUUCAAAAAGUUCGAGCGUUAUCCUUGGACACCAGAAGAAAUUGAAGCAGUCUUUCACGUCUAUAUUUGGCCUCAACUUGAAAUGUUAUCCGAUCAAGCUUAUUCCGGUACUACUCCGAUGCUUCGUUUAUUUCAAGUUUGGUCUGAAAAUUCGAGGUUCUUUGUCCUGUUUGGCAAAGCUCACCCGGAUCGCCCAGAGCUUUCCGUGUUGCAACCGUUGCUGGCUUUACUUGCCAGUGGAAAGGCAGUGACUUCCGUUUGCUCGUUUGUUAUGGACAUUGUCGACAAAUUGGUCACAACAGCAGAUUAUGGCACGGUUGGUGAAGAAGACGACGAAGAAAAAGAAGAGCCUAUCUAUAUAAAGCCAAACUUUUCGGUCGAGUGGGAUUGGUCGAAGGAUGCGAUGCUGGUAGAUGAUGUUGGAAGUGAAAGCAGAGUCAAUUAUGGGUCGACACUUCUUAUCCCGCACUUGUCAUCUGUUCUCACAUAUUUACGCAAGUUUAUCACGCAAGGAUUGAAUGGAAGAGACUUGAAUGUCCUGAUGCGUGUAUCCGAAUACGUCAAAGAAGCUCAGUUGAGCACUGAACUGGCUCGCAUGAUUAUUCCAGCGAUCAAAGUGGCCGUGUUUCGCAACCGCAAAAGUGCAAACCUCGAAGAAAAACUUAUACAUUACCUCAGCACUUUGGCUAAUUUAGUACAAAAUGCCGUCAACCCACAUGAAUUCAUUAGCCCAUUAGCUACGCUUUUUGGUACCAUCGAAGGAAGAAAUGUUCGGCAGGGUUUGUGUAGAGUUUUGGAAGUGAUUUGUGAACGAGAUCCUUCUCAAGGGCCUCUCGGCCAACUGGUGUCCUCGAUGAACAAGUGGGACCCUCAACGUCUCGAAGAACCCGACUACACCCAUCGUCUGCACACUCAUAAAGAAAUCAACAUUACGCUAGAGUCUGGUACUCCCUCUUUCGAGUGGACCGCCCUGGCAUUGUAUAAUUCGUUCAACUUCGUGAGAACGGAAAAUGAUUCUUCUUUAAGAGACAAUGCUUCAUUGACUCUCCAAAUUAUGACAGCUACCUUCAGCCGUUUGAAGUAUGGAAAAAUUAUGCUGAAUGAACAUUUUAUCCCGCAAUUACGAUUACUGGUCCGCUCUUCCAUUGAAACUGUGAGGCACGAGGGAAUCUCAAUCCUUAGUAAGGCCGUGUCCAAUUGCAGCGCAAUGAAUGCGUCCCUCAAUAGCCUACGGAAACUUAGAAAAGAGGGAGAUGUUGAAGUAGAUUUCUUCGAAAACUGUCGGCACUUACAAACGCAUCGACGCUCACGUGCUUUACUCAGGUUAACCGGUGUUCUAAAAGCAGAUAAGACUUCCAUCAAUGGCGAAACAAUCACUCAAUAUCUUUUACCGUUGGCAACUUGUUAUCUGUUUAACGAAGAAUAUGCCAAACAUAACCACUUGAUAGAUGCUGCACUUGAAAGUCUACAGGCCAUUGCUCGUUGCCUUUCUUGGCACAAUUACGAGAAACUUCUUCGCUUCUAUUUGUCCAACAUGACGCGCCAAAUUGAAUACCAGAAACAGGCUGUCAAAGCCGUAGUUGCUAUUUUGAACGCAUUUCACUUUGAUUUGAAACAUUCGAAGUUUAAAUCCUACUAUGCUGCAAAAGCAAUAGCUGCUAAAACAGCUGAAACGAAAGCAGAUGUGCCUAUUGUCGCAGACACAGAAGAAACCUUGGAAGAGUCAUCCGUUGCCGCUCCUGUUGAAGAUGGCACGCCUACCAUUGAUGCUGAAGUCAUUGAUCAACAAGAACCUAGCUCUGAACUUCCGGAAAUGGCACCUGAAGAAGAGGAAAUACCUUUACUUGAUGGCACUAUGGCAACCAAAAUUCAUUCGGUGAUUGCACAGCAACUGCUUCCUGAACUUAAUGCCAUUCUCACGGCACGCACCAAUCGAGACAAGCAGCACAAAGCAGUAAAGGAUCAUUACCCGGAAGAUGACGAAAUCUUGCGUGUUCCCAUUGCAUUGGCCCUCGUUAAUCUUCUGAAGAAUCUUCCACCAGGAACCUUGGAGCGUAGUUUACCAGGAAUGUUUUCGAAAGUUUGCACUUUCUUGAAGUCGCGCUGUAACAGCGUACGUGAAACUGCUCGUAAUACGUUGAUUGAGAUGGUAAUUUCUCUUGGUCCCGAACACCUGGGUGCGCUUAUGGAAGCCGCGAAUCCUCUUCUUCAACGGGGUUAUCAAGUCCAUGUUUACAUCUUCACUAUGCAUGCGCUAUUGGCCAAGUUGGGCGAAAUAGGUCAAUUGAAACAUGGGUCACUUGAUGGCGUUGUUUAUCCGCUUGUUGAGCUCUGUAAAAAAGAACUCUACGGGGACACUGCAGAUGAAAAAGAAGUUGAAAAGAUCGUUAACAAAUUGAAAGAAGCCAAAGGAAUAAAAGCUUUCAAUACGCUGCAGAUCAUUGCAAAACAUGUUUCUCAGUCGUAUCUUCUCCGACUGGUAGUGCCUUUCAAAGAGAUCUUAGCUUCGACAAAAUCCUUCAAAAUGACUCGAAAAGUUGAGGAAUGUCUGCACAAUGUCGCAUUAGGACUCGCUGCUAAUUCUGGCCUGUCAAUCGCGCCGUUGUUAAUUUUCGUUCACGGUGUGAUAUCUUUAUCUAUACCCGAAUUGCGAUUACCGGCACCCCGUGUCCAAGAGGAUCCAAAUGUGACUGCUUCUGGCCGGCCCAUGAGAACGGACUCUUUAAUACUGGCACCUGCUCCUAAGAGAAAGGUGGCUGCCGCGGCUUUACCAUCCGUUACUGGAGCUUCCAAAUCGGCCUAUAUCAUCAAUAGCCACAUAGUGGUAGAAUUCGGUCUGCUCAUCUUCAGCCUUAUUUUAAAACGUGAAAAAUGCCACGAAAAUGCAAGCACGAGUGUGAUUCCGAUGCUAGAUCCUAUUUUGCCAAUAAUUUAUAACAACUUAACCGAUCCUCAUUCCAAGUUGGUAGCGUUGUCGUUGAGAUGUAUUUGCACGUUACUUCGGGUCCCGCUCCCCAGCAUAACGGAGUACGCAUCCAAGAUAUCUACAGCAGUUUUCGCCCUUCUACACAAGUACUCUGGUAGUACUGCCGGAGAAAAUUUGGAAAUGGUGCAAACUGCUUUCAAGGCCAUCUCCAUAUUGGUCCGCCAUGUGACAAACCACGCUAUAGAUACAGAGCAGCUGCGGGUCUUGCUAGUGUAUUCCGAACAGGCGUUGUUCGAUCCAAAACAACAGUCAAUUGCGUUCGGUGUUUUGAAGGCUAUAGUGAAGAGAAAACUAACGCUAGACGAACUGCCCGAUGUGAUGAUGCGAGUUGCCGAGCUCAGCAUUAAAGCAGAAGCCGUUCCUGUUCGUGUACAAAGUCGUAAAGUUGUUUUGCAGUACAUGGUGGACUAUCCUUUGGGCAAAAAAUUGUUACGCUAUGUGCAGUUUUUCCUGAAGCAACUGGACUACGAGAAAGAAUCCGGGAGACUGUCUGCCAUCGAGUUUCUUGUCUCCCUUUUCAAUACCUUUCCGAAAAAUUUCCUCAGCCAGCAGAGUACCUUAUUUUUGGUGACAAUGAGCCCAUACUUGAUCAAUGAAACAUCAACUAGUUGUGUGAAAGCUAUGGCUGCUGCGAUUCGAAUUCUGAUUGAGAGGCUCAACACACCAACAGCCACGACACUUUUUGAAAUGUGCCUUACUUGGCUAAGGGGAAACAAUGCCUCGCACAAACGCUUGGCUGUUCAGCUUUGCGGAAUUUUCGUAGCAGCUGAAAAAUCUACUUUUGAAUUCCGAUUGAAGGAAGUCCUGCCGGAUAUAGUUAAGUUAUUGGACCAAACACACAGCGAUUCGGACGGUAGAGAGGACCGUGAGGCGGAUUUAUUGCUUAUACAGACAUUUUAUACCAUAAUCAAAAUGACGCAACACUGCGCUACUGGCUUGCAAAGUGAAGAAAACAUUGACGUAGCCGAGCAAAUGUGGGGAAAGAUUAUCCAUCACCUGGUACACCCACAUCUUUGGAUUCGCACUCUAAGCUCGCGACUUGUAGGAACUUUAUUGGGAUGGCACAAGCCUGAUGAGCUAGCGACCUACAUUACGACCUACAUUACAUCAUCCACGGAAAAAGUGACUCGUAGUUAUUUGUUAUGUGGCGAAAUAUCCAAACGACUUCGUUCGCUUGCGAGGGAUUUGGUAACCCAACUUCAAUCCGAUUUGUUGGACAAUCAGUUGGCUGAUCAAGUCAUCAAGAACUUGGUUUUUAUUGGCAAAGUCGCAAAUCGGAUUCCAGCUGAUGAUGCUGAAGAGGACACAAAAAUCAAGGCACCUUCGCUUCCAUGGUUGACGGGCAAAUUGAGAAGAGAAAUCAAUGCCGAAGUAGUACUUCAUCCCACAACUCCCACAAAGCGUCUUGCUGUAUUCAAGUGGAUGGCAGCUGUUGCUGUCGACUUGAAUCAAGUUGCUGGAAAAGAAGGUCUUGCAAAUGUCCUGAAAUUUUUUGUUUCGCCUUUAACGCGUGAUAUUAACGAUGACGGGUCUCCGAAAGAGGUUAAGGAUCUAGCUCAAGAAGUUUCAGAACUUAUCAAAGGGUUGGUUGGUACCGAAGUCUACAGUGAAGCCGUGGUGGCCGCUAACAGAAUUUUGGCUGUACGUCGACGUGACAGACAGGCUAUACGCAAAGCGGAUAGCGUCACGCGUCCGGAGAAGGCGGCCCAAUUACGCAUUAAAAAGCAUUUCGCUAAGAGGGUAGCCAAAAAAGUCAAAAUUGCUCGUCUAAAGGGAGUCAAACCCAAGCUUAAAAACUUGGCCAUGAAAAAAAUGGCCAUGAAAUAAAGCCCGUCUUCUGACCGAAUAUCUUGAUUGGGGAAGUUGUUGGCAAAUCGUAUUAAGGAAAUGCUUCUCGACCUUCCGCCCCGCGUGUACAAAUAUUGACAUAAUAAAAUAACCUUGUAAGCUU
Daphnia carinata is the source of this 8397-nucleotide messenger RNA. Its product is annotated as small subunit processome component 20 homolog. Gene Ontology annotation, cellular component: small-subunit processome; 90S preribosome; nucleolus. The record is from RefSeq and is a predicted model, not a curated record. NCBI's taxonomy places the organism in Eukaryota, Metazoa, Arthropoda, Branchiopoda, Diplostraca, Daphniidae. Bases 147 to 8273 code for a protein of 2708 amino acids. The transcript is spliced from 18 exons.